Messenger RNA from Sphaeramia orbicularis (orbiculate cardinalfish), 927 nucleotides. Its product is annotated as odorant receptor 131-2-like. Gene Ontology annotation, cellular component: membrane. Gene Ontology annotation, molecular function: olfactory receptor activity; G protein-coupled receptor activity; odorant binding. The record is from RefSeq and is a predicted model, not a curated record. Lineage: Eukaryota; Metazoa; Chordata; Actinopteri; Kurtiformes; Apogonidae. The transcript is spliced from 2 exons. Bases 1 to 927 code for a protein of 308 amino acids. Gene Ontology annotation, biological process: detection of chemical stimulus involved in sensory perception of smell; G protein-coupled receptor signaling pathway.
AUGAAUUCAUCAUCUUAUGGACACAAUGUAUCGACAACUGUCAUUUAUCGAGAUUCUUUUGAAUCCGCUGUGGCUAAAAAUGUGAUAGUUGUGACUCUUGGACUUAUUAUCAACUACAUAAAUGGAUCCCUGGUUCACACCUUCAGAAAACACCAGAUAUUUUAUAUGAAUCCUCGUUACAUCCUAUUCAUCCACCUGGUGGUCAAUGAUAUGAUUCAACUGACUUCAACAAUCAGUCUGUUUGUGUUAGGUUACAUUUUCUACAAAAUUAAUGCUUCCCUCUGUUGUAUGAUUAUUACCUUUGCUGUGUUCACCACCAUUAACUCUCCACUAAAUCUAGCUGUCAUGGCAGUGGAGUGCUAUGUUGCUGUUUGUUUACCACUACGACAUGCAGAGCUCUGCACCAUUAAAAGAACAUAUAUUCUGAUUGGUUGGAUCUGGGCAACAAGCGCAGUCACUACCCUGCCUGACGUUUUUCUUAUUCUGGCAACAGAACCUAUGCAGUUUUUCUUCUCUACAAUUUUCUGUGAGAGAGACAACCUGUUUCAACAUCCCUUGAGCAUUAAUAAAAGAAAUGUGUCGUAUAUAAUUUACUUGGUUGGGGUUUGGUUCACCCUCUUAUACACUUAUGUCCAAAUAUUCCUUGUUGCCAAAGCAGCUAAAUCAACUAAUGCAGAUGCAAAGAAGGCCAGGAACACCAUCCUGCUUCAUAGCUUUCAGUUACUACUGUGUAUGUUGACCUUUGUAUUCACACCAGUGCAACAGCAUCUGUUGUCUUGGUUCCCUAAAAAGCAUGCACACGUGUUAUUUGGUUGCUAUAUCAUCAUUCAGAUUCUCCCCAGGUUUGUCAGUCCUAUUGUGUAUGGGAUACGAGACAAAACAUUUAGACAGCACUUGAAAAAACGUCUGCUGCACAGUACACAAUGA